AUGGAGCGUAUAGAUGUUAUGCUUUGGUACGGUGGUUGUCUUGAUUUCUCUUUUGAUCAACCUCAGUAUAUUGAUGGUAAUUGUAAGUUAAUCCAAAUGGAUUUUGAUCAUAUCGCAUACUUUGAGCUAGUUGAUUAUGCACUGGAAACCAACGAGUACGAAAGUAGAGAUUUUUAUAUGUAUGGGAUGGAUGCGGAUAAUGGUGAUUUUAAACUGUCUCGUGAUGAUAAAGAUGUGUUGGAACUUGCAAUGAAGGUUGUUGAAGAACCAGUACACGAGGCUUCAUGGGCAUUUGAUAUAGAUAAGGAAACAAAUCUUAAAGAGGUUGUGAAAGAAUCAGUAAAAGAGGUUGUACAAGAAGAAGUCUUUGGUCAACAUAGUGAUAAAGAAGCUGAUUUAGAACAGGACAGUGAAGACAGUGAUUACAAUGAAGAGUCCAGUUGUGAUGAUGAUGAGGAUUGUUAUUCUGAUGAUGAUGAGGUUUUGGAAGAAUUGGUUGGCUUAGAUUCAGACAUAGAAGAUUUAGAAUGGAAACAAUCACAAGAUGCAAUUAAACAAGCUACCAAGGAUGAAGAAGCAGCCACAAAGAAGAUAAUUGAAGAGUGUAUCAAACAUAAUGAAAAAGAAGGUAAUUUUCAUGAAUCUAAUGAUGCAAGUUGUGCACACGUAGAGGGAUACAGUAGUUAUGAAGAAUCAGAUGGUGAUAUUGCCACACCAGGCGAUAGUGAAGAAGACGAUGUUCGAGGUAAAAAGUUUAGGGAAACUGCUCCUAGUGCUAAGAAAAGUGCACAUAAGAAGCUUCAUGGAUCAAUGAGAGAUCAUUACAGUAAGAUUGGUUCAUAUCUGAAUGCAUUAAGGAAAGCAAAUCCAUCAUCAACUUUCAAGGUUUCUAGCUGGAUGCAAGAAGGUGUUGUGCUUAAAAAAGGGUUUCAGCCAAUGGAUCCACCACCAAUCAAAUCUGCUCCUGGUAGGCCCAAGAAGAAUAGGAAGAGGGAUCCUCAUGAAGAUCCAAAAAGGCCUGGGAAACUCACAAAGCAUGGGGUUAUAAUGAAAUGUAGUAACUGUGGGGCUAGAGGUCACAACAAAAGAAAGUGCACUGAGAAGGGGAAAACAACUGAAGGUGGUUCUGCUCCAAAGAGACGGAAAAAGUCAACUAAAAAGGCAACAAAGCAGUCCACUCAAGAGGCAACCCAGCAGUCCACUCAUGAGGCAACCCAGCAGUCCACUCAAGAGCCAACUCAGAAAUCUACUCAAAAGGGAACCAACAAGUCAAGUCAAAAGGGAAAGAGAAAGACCAAUCAAGGCUGA
This is a messenger RNA of Helianthus annuus (common sunflower), 1308 nucleotides long. RefSeq lists its product as uncharacterized. Bases 1 to 1308 code for a protein of 435 amino acids. Gene Ontology annotation, molecular function: nucleic acid binding; zinc ion binding. The record is from RefSeq and is a predicted model, not a curated record. The transcript has 5 exons. Lineage: Eukaryota; Viridiplantae; Streptophyta; Magnoliopsida; Asterales; Asteraceae.